AUGGACCAUUCAUUCAUGUACGUCCUCAACUGGGACGUCCUCCUUCACAUCACCACUUUCCUUGAACGUCGUGAUCUAUCCCGUCUCUCCAAGACUUGUCAUGCUUUACACGCCAUUACCCUCAGACAGCUCCUUUAUGGCCCCAUCGACCUCCGCCCAGAUACCCUACUGUCAUUCCAUGGCUUCUUGACUGGUGACUUGACAUCCCCCCGAGCGCCGUUCGUCAGAGACCUCAUCAUUAAUUGCUCAUUAUCUCGUCCACGCCGACGGUGCAAAGACUCCGGGGAUAACGAAGACCUCAUUCCGGCCGCGGAAAUCCUUACUGCAAUCCUCCGGAGCACCUACCGCCUGAGAAGGCUGGAGCUCGACUGGGCCGCCGCAGGUCUAUCCAGCUAUCUGCACGACACCGUGUCCGCGCUAGCCCAUCUAGAGGAGCUGCGCAUUCCGUUCGUCUCUCAGAGGCUGUGGGAUGACCUCCAGGGCCUCCGCGCGCCUCUGCGCAAGCUGUCGAUGCAACUUGGACCUAUGCAAGGUUCAUCCGUGGCGGACCCCCUGCCUCUCAUGGAACGCUUCUCGUCGACGCUCAAGGAGGUCAGCCUCGCCAGUGUACAAUUCAAGGAAGGGUCGGUCCAAUAUCCCGGCGUGCACAAGCUCUCGCUCUCCGACUGUUACUUCGAUUUCCUGCUUGGAGGCAUUGACGCUACGCCUGUAUCGGCCGCCUUCCCCAACGUCACGGAGCUGUCGUUCUCCGCUGCGCGAGUGCACCCGGAGGUCUCUCAAUGGUUUGAAGGCCGGAACUGCGACAAGCCGGAGCUCAUCGAACGCUGUCGCCGGACGAACAAGGACGAACUGAAGCAGGACGGCGGCUGGCAGCACCUGCAGUGGGUCCGCGUGGGCCACGUCGUCGAUCUCUACAUGCUCGGCCUGGGUCGACACGUCCCUCACGUCGAGAUCGAGAUGCUCUCGGAGUCGACAUUCCAUUUGAUGCAGGACGUGCUGCGAGAUACCACCCCGUCGUCUCUCUCGCUCUCACUUUUCGCUGUGGACCGGAUCCUCGACUGCAUACCCCGCCUGUUCUGCGCGGGAGAUGCGACAGAUGGUCUCUCGCAUUUCGCCUUGACGCUGCGAUGCGUGAAGCCGACUGUUGAUAUGGACAAGCUCAUUACUCAUCUCUCCGAGCUGCUUGCGCCUCUCCGGGUUGAACGUCUCACGGUCCACUUGCAGAGGUGGGACACCGUCGGCAUCUACUACCUGCCCGAGGAGGACUUGCGUCCUAUCGACGCUUGUCUGGACCGCAUAUACGCACAAGCGGACGACUUUGCUGGUCGGAUGAUGCAGGGCAUCCCGUCCUUACGCGACGUGUACGUACGUGUAGAGCUUGAGGACGCGGAACGCUCGAAGGAUUGGUACCAUCCCUUAAACUGUGAAGAAUAUAUCCACGGUUAA
Messenger RNA from Trametes versicolor FP-101664 SS1, 1446 nucleotides. RefSeq lists its product as uncharacterized. NCBI's taxonomy places the organism in Eukaryota, Fungi, Basidiomycota, Agaricomycetes, Polyporales, Polyporaceae. The record is from RefSeq and is a predicted model, not a curated record. Bases 1 to 1446 code for a protein of 481 amino acids. The transcript is spliced from 4 exons. Gene Ontology annotation, molecular function: protein binding.